Messenger RNA from Vollenhovia emeryi, 3954 nucleotides. RefSeq lists its product as uncharacterized. The coding region runs from base 1 to 3954 and encodes 1317 amino acids. The record is from RefSeq and is a predicted model, not a curated record. NCBI's taxonomy places the organism in Eukaryota, Metazoa, Arthropoda, Insecta, Hymenoptera, Formicidae. The transcript has a single exon.
AUGACCGAGGCGCUCGAACAUCAAGUUCAAUUGCUCCGGCAAAUCGACCGGUCGCUCGAUAACUUUAAAAAGAUCGGUAAAAACAAUUACACUGCCGCGAAAAUCCGAAAUAGACUCAGUGCUUUGAAGGAGUUGUGGGCGCAAGUUCAAACAGGCCACGCCAAGCUACGGUGCACGGUGUCGAUGGAAAGUCAGAAGACCAUCGAAUACUUCAAGGACAAUCAUUUCGAGGUCUGUGAGGAGCUCUACCUCCGUACCUCCGAUUAUAUGUCCGAAUGUCUGGAAGAGGUGGAGCCAAUCGUAAGUCCGAAUACGUCAACUAAUCUGGAGAACUCAAGUACAAGCUCGUCCUCCGCAUUCUCGGUAUCCCAUCUUCCACCGAUCAGUCUUCCACCGUUCGAUGGUAAAUUUGAGGAGUGGGAAAGCUUCCGCGAUCGAUUCACGUCGCUAAUCAUCCAGAACAAGGAGCUCAAGGAUUUCGCGCGUAUGCACUUUCUCACGUCCAGCUUAACGGGUCGCGCUCUCGAGUGUGUUCGCAAUCUACCGGUGACCGCGGACAAUUUUAAAAUCGCGUGGGACACGCUCAAAUCGCGAUUCGAGUGCAAGCGGAGGCUCAUUAACGUUCAUCUCACGUCGUUAUUGAAUUUGCCGGUCAUUCAACGCGAGUCCGCUCUGGACCUGCAAGGUCUUCGCGAUAAGACUAACGCCACGAGAGCAGCGCUCACCAACUUGAAACGCUCUCCCGAGGAGUUAUGGAACGACAUGCUCGUGUGUCUAGUGUCGCAAAAGUUGGAUCCUGUCACGCGAAAAGCGUGGAAGUUAAAAAUUAACGACGCCACUACGGUACCGUCAUACAAGUCAUUGGAUGACUUUCUUGACACGCGAGUUCGAGCACUCGAGGAAUGGAAGCCGCCCCUCUCGGCCCCGGAGAAAUCAACGAAAUCAUCGCACGCACAGAAAAUUACAAGCGCAACCGCUAACGCAAAAGCGCCAUUGCAAUGUUCAUUGUGCAAAUCCAAUCAUUUGCUUCAUGCAUGUCCGCAAUUUGCCAAGAAGAGUACGAGUCAGCGUCGCGAUUUCGUAAAACAGGACGGCUGUUGCUUUAAUUGCCUAAGCAAAGGUCACGCGAUUCAAACGUGUGCGAGUAAAUAUACUUGUCGGCAAUGUAAGAAAAAACGUCACACGUUGUUACACGAUGACUCGAGCUCUUCUUUUCAACUCGACGACGUGACGUCGUCGAGCCAAUCGGAAAAGUCCGCAGAAAUCAAAUCUGCGGAAGUAAAUUCGUUGUGCGCCUCCACAAGGCAACCUCGGCGAUCGCACGUACUGUUAGCUACCGCUCAAGUUACCGUCAGCGCGCCUUCCGGUCGCUCAGUAUCUGUAAGAGCCUUGCUCGACCAAGGGUCAGAAAUGACCUUCAUAACGGAAAAACUUGCGCAAAGUCUAUUGUUAAAGCGACUUCGAAUGCCGAUUUCAAUCUCCGCCGUCGGAGGCAUCAAAGUCGGCACAUGCCGGCACGCCGCGCAUAUGACGAUUUCGCCGCGGAACGCAUCUACGCCGAGGUUCUCGACGACCGCGUUAAUAUUGAACACACUAACGUCCUAUUCGCCAAAGCGCGUUCUCGCGGAUUCUGUGCUCAGCCAAUUUCGAGAUCUCUCGUGGGCUGACGAUGAUCCCAUGAGCUCAGAACCAAUAGACAUUCUACUGGGUGCCGAUCUAUAUGGGGACCUCAUUCUGGAGGGAAUUGCUAAAUCGACGGUCGGGCGGCCUAUCGCACAAAACACAGUUCUCGGGUGGGUCAUCUCAGGGCCUACUGCAGAUUCCGGCGCUUCAAUUCAUGCGCAUUCACUGUCGUCCGGAAGCGAUCGAGCCUGCGAUCAAAUUUCUUUCCUGCAUUGCUUCGGUGAUCAGUCGCUCGAUCGAGAGCUUCAAAAAUUCUGGGAAGUUGAGGAAAUCCCUCGCCGGGGUUUUAUGAGUCCCGAGGAUGAGAGGUGCGAAGAUCAUUUUCGCGCAACUCACUCUCGUCAGCCGGACGGCCGUUACGUUGUGCGGCUGCCGUUCAAAACAAAUCCGCCGAUAAACAUCGGCGAGUCGCGGUCUCGAGCGAAAAGCUGCCUCGCUCACUUAUUGCGGCGCCUUCAGGCCCGCUCGGAGCACAAGAAAGAAUAUUCGGAAUUCUUACAAGAAUAUCUAACUCUCGGUCACAUGCAGAACGCGGACCAUCUAACUUCACCAAACGCACAGUGCGUUUUUAUCCCUCACCAUCAUGUUAUUCGCGAAGAUAGUGCGACGACUCAUUUGAGAGUCGUAUUCAAUGCCUCGAGCCCGACCACAAACGGGUCUUCUCUAAACGACCACCUUUUGGCUGGUCCCAAACUUCAAAACGACUUGCCCUCCAUAAUUCUAAAGUGGCGACUCUUUCAGUACGUAUAUACCGCGGACAUUACUAAAAUGUAUCGCCAAAUUCGAGUCGAUACCCGCGACGUAGAUUACCAAAGGAUCCUCUGGACAACGAGCGAAUCCGACCAACCGAGUGAAUUUCGCCUUCUAACGAUCACGUACGGAACGGCAUGCGCCCCGUUUUUAGCGCUUCGCGUUUUAAAACAGUUGGUCGACGACGAAGGUCGUGACUUUCCUUUAGCGGUUAAUGUGUUACACGACCAAAUAUACGUGGAUGAUGUGCUGUUCGGCGAUAGCGAUCCUCAUCGUCUACGCCUCAUUCGCGACCAGCUCCGGGAGCUACUCCAACGCGGCGGGUUCGAAUUGCGCAAAUGGGCGAGUAAUACUCCGUCGCUAUUAUCGGAUAUCAGCCCGGACAAUCACGGCCUCGCCUGUCAGAAAACGUUGCAACCGGACAAAAAUUUAAAGGUGCUGGGGAUAGGGUGGACCCCGGCGUCUGAUGUAUUUCGUUAUACAGUCUCUCUCCCUCCCGUGAUACCGCGAUCCAAACGCCUAAUUCUUUCGACGAUCGCUAAACUAUUUGAUCCGCUGGGUUGGGUGACUCCAGUGACCAUAAAAGCAAAAAUUUUCCUGCAAUAUCUGUGGCGACUAAAGUUAAAUUGGGACGACGAACUUCCGACAGAACACGUUCCAAAGUGGACCGCGAUCUAUUCCCAGUUAACCGCGCUCAACAAGCUCGAUCUGCCGCGAUGGAUGGGAACCGACGCGCACGCUAGCCAGUAUGAGAUUCACGGAUUUUCAGAUGCCUCAUCUGCCGCCUACGCCGCGGUCGUCUAUCUGAAGACAAUAUCGGAUUCGGAUCAGACCAUGAUUUCGCUGGUUAUGGGGAAAUCCAAAGUCGCUCUUAUCAAACCGAUGAGCAUUCCUCGGCUCGAGUUAGCUGCCGCUGUCUUACUUUCCAAGUUAAUCCAAUAUGUGCAAAAGGCCCUUCAGAUCAGUACGAUCAAUUCUUAUUGUUGGACUCAUUCAACCGUUGUUCUCGCGUGGCUCCAACAGCACCCGUCAAGAUGGAAAACAUUUGUCGCCAACCGAGUCCACGAGAUUCAGUCAAAUCUCCCGACCACCAUGUGGCGUCACGUGCCUACACUCGAUAACCCAGCCGAUUGCGCUUCUCGCGGCGUGCUCGGGGACGACUUGGUAACGCACGCCUUAUGGUGGAACGGCCCACCGUGGUUAAAGCUUUCUUGUGACCACUGGCCUCCGCCCACAUGUGCUACUCAUUCUGACUCAGAGUUGGAGCAAAAAGUCACAAGUCACUCUGCUCAUCCAAAAUUCGAGUGGGAUCUUCAAGCUAAGUUCUCUUCAUGGCAUACUUUGAUUCGCGUGACUGCCUAUGUCAUGCGAUUCGUCACUCUCUGCCGCCGGAAAACCGAUCCUGUCACUCCUCGCCAAACCACCGGUAUCGCGCUCCACGCCGAUGAGUGUCAAGCGGCCAGAGUGUUUUGGUCCGCCAUAUUCAAACCGAUGUGUUUCUCAAAAAACUUAGAGCCCUGA